Messenger RNA from Cucurbita moschata (crookneck pumpkin), 2157 nucleotides. RefSeq names its product metal-nicotianamine transporter YSL1. Bases 39 to 2066 code for a protein of 675 amino acids. The transcript has 7 exons. NCBI's taxonomy places the organism in Eukaryota, Viridiplantae, Streptophyta, Magnoliopsida, Cucurbitales, Cucurbitaceae. Gene Ontology annotation, molecular function: iron-nicotianamine transmembrane transporter activity; oligopeptide transmembrane transporter activity. The record is from RefSeq and is a predicted model, not a curated record. Gene Ontology annotation, biological process: seed development; response to iron ion. Gene Ontology annotation, cellular component: plasma membrane.
AACACUCCCUUCUUUAUUCCACUACUACUACUACUACUAUGGCUACCGAGAUUGCCAAGGAUCCCAUCGAUGCUCAUCGGACCGCUACCGAACGAGGCGGAGAUUCGGGCAGAAACUCGAGGUGGAAGAGGGUUCAACCAUGGACGAGGCAGUUGACAAUCAGAGGAGUAACGGCGAGUAUCAUUAUUGGAAGUGUUUACAGUGUGAUAGCCAUGAAAUUGAAUCUUACUACUGGGCUUGUCCCUAAUCUUAACGUCUCCGCUGCUCUUCUUGCUUUUAUCUUCGUACGAACUUGGACUAAAACGCUGCAGAAGGCUGGGUUUGUUACUAAACCCUUUACUCGUCAAGAGAAUACCAUGAUUCAGACUUGUGCUGUUGCUUGUUAUAGCAUCUCGGUCGGAGGUGGGUUUGCUUCAUAUCUAUUGGGGAUGAACAGGAAGACGUAUGAAUUAUCAGGGGUGAACACAGAAGGGAAUUCUUCAUACAGUGUGAAGGAGCCAGGAUUGGGGUGGAUGACUGGCUUUCUUUUUGUGGUUUGCUUUGUGGGUCUUUUUGUGUUGAUUCCUCUAAGAAAGGUUAUGAUAGUGGACCUGCAAUUGACAUAUCCUAGUGGCUUGGCGACAGCAGUACUGAUAAAUGGCUUUCACACUCAGGGUGAUGAGAUGGCAAAGAAGCAAGUUAAAGGGUUCAUGAAGUACUUUUCCUUCAGCUUCUUAUGGGCUCUCUUCAAGUGGUUCUUUUCUGGGAAAGACAAGUGCGGCUUCUCUGAGUUCCCCACUUUCGGACUCAAAGCUUGGAAACAAACAUUCUUCUUUGAUUUUGAUGCAACUUUCGUGGGAGCUGGGAUGAUUUGUUCCCACUUAGUGAACUUGUCUUUGCUGCUAGGAGCCGUUCUGUCUUAUGGCCUAAUGUGGCCUCUUCUUGAUCGAGUCAAAGGGCGGUGGUAUGCUGAGAGUUUGGAGGAAAGUGACAUGAAGAGUUUAUAUGGAUAUAAGGUCUUUUUAUCUGUUGCUUUGAUUCUAGGAGAUGGCCUUUACAACUUUGUCAAGAUUCUUGUUUCAACCAUCGUAAGUGUUCACCAUCGAAUGGGAAUAACCCAUAUCAUCAUGUUGUUGUUGUUGUUGUUGUUGGAAGGAACAGGUUUAGACGACAACGAGAAACCAGCAACAGAGGAAAAACAGGACGAAAUGUUCUUGCGAGAAACCAUCCCACUCUGGCUCGGCCUGGUCGGCUACUUAGCCUUCGCCACAGUCUCCACCAUCGCAAUUCCCCAAAUGUUCCCUCAGCUCAAAUGGUACUUCGUCAUCACAGCAUACAUCCUCGCUCCCUCCCUCGCUUUCUGCAACGCAUAUGGCGCCGGCCUUACCGACAUCAACAUGGCCUACAACUACGGAAAGGUUGCCCUCUUCAUCCUAGCCGCCAUCAGCCCCAAACACGACGCCCUAAUCGCAGGCCUUGCCGGCUGCGGCCUAAUCAAAUCCGUUGUCUCUGUCGCCUGCAUUCUGAUGCAGGAUUUCAAGACAGCCCAUUUGACCUCCACUUCCCCUAGAGCCAUGUUCGUCAGCCAACUCAUUGGCACCGCCGUCGGCUGCGUCACGGCGCCGCUGAGCUUCUUCCUGUUCUACAAGGCAUUCGACGUGGGAAAUCCGAACGGGGAGUUCAAGGCGCCGUACGCUCUGAUUUAUAGGAACAUGGCAAUCUUGGGAGUGGAGGGGGUGUCGGCGUUGCCGAAGCAUUGCUUGCAGAUUUGUUAUGGGUUUUUUGGAUUUGCGAUUGGGGUGAACUUGGUGAAGGAUGUGGGGGGCGGGAGAGUUGGGAAGUGGAUGCCGUUGCCGAUGGUGAUGGCGGUGCCGUUUCUGGUUGGUGGGUAUUUCGCGAUUGAUAUGUGUUUGGGGAGUUUGAUUGUGUUUGUUUGGGGGAAGCUGAAUCGGGAGAAGGCGGAGAUGAUGGUGCCGGCGGUGGCUUCCGGGUUGAUUUGUGGGGAAGGGCUUUGGACUUUGCCGGCGGCUGUUCUUGCUCUUGCUAAGAUUAAUCCUCCUAUUUGUAUGAAGUUCGUGCCAUCAUAAAAAUAUAUUAAAAAAAAAAACCCCCACUUUUACCAUUUAUUUACGGCAGACAGGAGAGAGACACAAAAAAAUUCACGGUUUUACUUUUACC